CCUCUGCGAAAGAAGGCGGAAGUUGUCCGUGUGCCGAGGGAGGCGGAAGUUGUAGUUGUCCGGUGUGUUUCGCUGUGCACUCCGCUGCGUUAAGCUGUGGGCGAGUCCGGCAGCAGCACAAUGAGUGCAGUGUCCUAUGAUGAUGUGCAUGUCGACUUCACUCGGGAAGAGUGGGCUUUGCUGGAUCUUUCACAGAAGAAUCUCUACAAAGAUGUGAUGCUGGAGACCUACAGGAACCUCACUGCUGUAGGCUACAAUUUGGGAGACCAUAAUAUUGAAGAACAUUGUCAAACUUCUAGAAGACAUGGAAGGCACGAAAGAAAUCAUACUGGAGUGAAUUCCUGUGAAUAUACUCAAAGUGGUAAAGCCCUUGCAUAUGAAAGUCUUCUUCAAAGGAACGAAAUAAUUCCUACUGGAGAGAAACGCAAUCAAUGUAGUCAGUGUGGUAAAGCUUUUGCACAUCACAGUUAUCUCCGAAUACAUAAAAGAACACAUACUGGAGAGAAACCCUGUGAGUGUAAGCAAUGUGGUAAAGCCUUUGCACAUCUCAGUAGUCUCCGAAGACAUAAAAUAACACAUACUGGAGAGAAACCCUACAGAUGUAAUCAAUGUGAUAAAGCGUUUUCACAACCCACUAGUCUCCAAAUACACAUCAGAACACAUACUGGAGAGAAACCCUACGUAUGUUAUCAGUGUGGUAAAGCCUUUUCACAACACAAUAGUCUCCGAGUUCAUAAAAGAACACAUACAGGAGAGAAACCCUACAAAUGUAAUGAAUGUGGUGAAGGCUUUGCACGCCACAGUCACCUUCAAAGGCAUGAAAGAAUUCAUACUGGAGAGAAACCCUAUGAAUGUCUUCAACAUGAUGAAGCCUAUGCACACUUCUAUACUCUUCAGCAUCAUGAAAGAAUUCAUACUGGAGAAAAACCCUAUGAAUGCACUCAGUGUGGUAAAACCUUUGCACAUAACAGGCAUCUCCGAAUGCAUAAAAGAACACAUACUGGAGAGAAAGCCUGCAAAUGUAAUCAAUGUGGUAAAGCCUUUGCACAUAAGAGUUAUCUCCGAAUGCAUAAAAGAAUACAUUCUGGAGAGAAACCUUAUGAAUGUAGUGAAUGUGGUAAAACCUUUGCAUACCACAGUUAUCUUCGAAUACAUAAAAGAACACAUACUGGAGAGAAACCCUAUGAAUGUGCUCAAUGUGGCAAAGCCUUUGCACGUCAUACUAGUCUCCAAAUACAUAAAAAAACACAUACUGGAGAGAAACCAUAUGCUUGUAAUCAGUGUGAUAAAACUUUUGCACAUCACAAUUACCUCCGAAUACAUAAAAGAACACAUACUGGAGAGAAACCAUAUGAAUGUACUCAAUGUGGUAAAACCUUUGCACAUCACAGUAGCCUUCAGAUACAUAAAAGAACACAUACUGCAGGAAACCCUAUGAAUACAAGCACUGUGGUUAAACCUUUGCAAGUAACAGUAGUUUUCGAAGUCAUGAGAGAAAAUCGUACUGGAGAGAAUCCCUAAACAUGUAGUCAGUGUGGUAAAGUCUUUGCACUUCAAGGUAGUGUUCAUAAAAGAGAAAAACCUUUAGUGUGUAAUCAAUCUGUUAAAGCUUUUGGAUAUCAUAUUAGUCUUUGAGAACCUGAAAGGAGUCAUACCAAAGGGGAAGUGACUAUAAAGAACUUAGUAAAAUCUUCAGCCAACAUACUUAUGUUCAAUUACACAAGAUUAUUGUGGAAGAAAAUCUGACAAGUGUCAACAGCUUAUCCAAGCGUUAAUGAUGUCCCUUUUUAUUUUGUUUUCAUUGUAAACUCAUAUGGAGAAAAGUCCUAUGAAUUUAUACAAUGAGAUAACUCUUUUAGAUUUCAUACUUCUCUUCAGUAAGAUGAAAUAGCUCAUGUAGGUGUAAGGCUUCAUGGGUGUGGUUGGUCUGCACCCUCCAAGUCUUCCACUCUUGCCUUUUUUUUGGCAACUACUUGUAGCUGUCAGUGACAGCACUCUGCAGGCUCCCACUUGGUGGUCUCCACAUGGACAUUAGCUCUUCUGUCCCCACCUGGUCAUCCCUGUCACCUGCCUGCCUAGUAGGAUUAAGGAUAUCCUAAAGAGACAUUUAGAUCUGGCUAGUGAAAUAGUGGACCCCCAUGAAAUUCUGAUUUCCCAGGAAUCUCAUUCUGGGCAAAGACUGAGUUUUCCAGAAGAAAACUUCUCUGCUGAAGAAGCAUUUACUUCUUAGCUGAAUACCUUGCACUGGAGAAAGCUGAGAAUUGGGAGGAAUUUGGGGAUGAGAAGAUUUCAUUAUAUGGCUUUGUGAGAUUUCUCAGUUGGAUUGAUUACCUUAUAUCUUCAUAACUGUUCCAAAUUAGUCAUAUUGAAUAAAUAUCAUGUUUUAAUUUUUA
Phodopus roborovskii (desert hamster) is the source of this 2393-nucleotide messenger RNA. RefSeq names its product zinc finger protein 431-like. Lineage: Eukaryota; Metazoa; Chordata; Mammalia; Rodentia; Cricetidae. The record is from RefSeq and is a predicted model, not a curated record. Gene Ontology annotation, biological process: regulation of DNA-templated transcription. The transcript is spliced from 4 exons. Bases 121 to 1521 code for a protein of 466 amino acids.